AAGGAAACAUAACCUGAAAGUUCUCUAAGAAGUGCGUUCCCAAUCGUGUCGGAAAGAUUGCUUUCGUUGGCUUUGAAAUAAUUUUUAAAUUUCUAUUAAUAACUUUGAGCGUUUCUCAAAGAUUUAAAAAUGAAGAGCAUUGGUUUGGAUGGAGUCUGGCUUUCAAAAAAGGUUUAUGAAGCGGCGGAAGCUGAUUAUUAUGCCAAUGUAUCAAAGGCCGUCCUUACACCUUUGGCUGAUGAAAUCGCGAAAACUAGACAGAAAUUGAUAGAAAGUAGAGAUGCUUUUACUAGUGACAUUUCGAGUGGUCCAUCUGUGGAUGUAGGUGCAUUUAAAUUCAUAGAAAAGAAAGUAAUGGAAUUUGAAAAAUCAAUUAAUACCAUUUUAGAACACUUGCAAUCUUUAAAUAUUCGUGUCACUACUUUGGAAGGUCUUGUUCAAGUAAAUCACAAACAACCUGUCCACGAAAUAAAUAUAAAAUCUGCACCUAAAAAGGAUGAUCAAAAUGAUGAUGAUGAUGAUAUUGAUUUAUUUGCAUCGGGCUCUGAUGAGGAAGAUGAGGAAACUGCAAAAAUUAGAGAAGAACGCCUUGCUGCUUAUGCAGCCAAAAAAUCAAAAAAACCAGUUCUGAUAGCAAAAUCAAAUGUUAUAUUGGAUGUCAAACCAUGGGAUGAUGAAACAGAUAUGGCACAAGUUGAGGCAAAUGUUAGGGCUAUUGAAUCAGAUGGUUUAUUGUGGGGUGCCUCCAAGUUAGUUCCUUUAGCUUACGGUAUUCGAAAGUUGCAAAUUUCUUCCGUCGUUGAAGAUGAUAAGGUAUCUAUUGACUGGCUUACAGAACAAAUUGAAGAAUUGGAACUAGUCCAAAGUGUGGAUAUUGCCGCAUUCAACAAAAUUUAGGUUGAAAAUGUGGAAACACCCAACUUUAUAUUGAUUUAAAAAAAAUGAAAAACAUAUAUUUUCGAUGGUGUUUGUGUUGUCCCAAAAAUAAUGAAAAUGAGUACAUUAAAAAUUAAGUCCAUCCCUGCAGAUAUUAUUAAUUAUUAUCUCCCCUUUCAUGCUUUUAUGAAUCUUUAAAUGGCCUGACCUCUCUUUUUAAGGAAAAUUCCAGUUUUGACUCAAAAAAACUUGAAGCAAUUAUUUUCAUCUUUUUUUAUAGAUCCAACUCUAGUUUUCACAGAAUACUAAGGUUGAGGAAGUGCGAACUCUGUAUAAAAACGUGGAAGCACAAAAACUGCCUGGAAUCUUUUUUUUAGAAGGGAGGUCAGUAUAAAAUUAAACUUCAAAUUUUAAUUUCAAGUCAGUUUAAACAUAAGUUCUAUUUGGACCUGUAAAUUAUGUCUAAUUACACAAUGAGAA
Messenger RNA from Cylas formicarius (sweet potato weevil), 1356 nucleotides. Its product is annotated as probable elongation factor 1-delta. The transcript is spliced from 7 exons. Gene Ontology annotation, molecular function: guanyl-nucleotide exchange factor activity; translation elongation factor activity. Bases 130 to 897 code for a protein of 255 amino acids. Gene Ontology annotation, cellular component: cytosol; eukaryotic translation elongation factor 1 complex. Gene Ontology annotation, biological process: translational elongation. The record is from RefSeq and is a predicted model, not a curated record. Lineage: Eukaryota; Metazoa; Arthropoda; Insecta; Coleoptera; Brentidae.